GGACGAUGGCACCAUUACACUAUUCAGCCAGGUCGUCGACAUCAACAUGACGGCAUCUGCAGGAGUUGUGGAGCCUCGUAAGCCAUUGUCACAAGCAGAACUCAUUCUGGAAGACAUUGCAGCGGAGUAUGCCGCCAAGCGCGCCGCGGGGUUGGUCCCUAUGAAACCUGUGCCGGCACGCGCGUUGCUAUGGGAAGAGAUGGCGCGGCAAAAGAGUCGGUCGGGGUCUCGCAAAGGCUGCUUGUUUGGGCGAGACGACGCUGUCAAGUGUGGAUGCACAUCGUAUUGCCAGUCCUACACGGACAAGGGGUCGAUUUUGUGCGUGCAAUGCGGCCACGGUGCGCCGUGGCACAAGAUUGUCGGCGGCGAGCGCGUGCUGGACAUGGUGUCCAUCGUGGAAAGCAUGAACUUAGACGAGGACUACGACAGCCAAGUGGACAGUUUAUACAGCGAGUUUGGCUCGGAAAUGUCCGACGACGACGAAGACAUCAGCAACGAAGUCGCACGGCCGUACCACCUCCAUCCUAACAACUCGAGCUCGUUUGGGAUGUCGAGCUUUGGACGGCCGUCCGCGCUCAAGUCUGGAGGAGGUCGAACGAGCGACUUGAGUCGCUUGCUCAGCUUGGAAGGGUCUGGCCACGACGAAAUCGCCGACGCGCUGCUUCGUGGAAUGGCGCAGAGCAAUGGCAAGUCGUCGUCGUACUCGAAUGUGUCUCAGCUGUAGGGUUAUUGUUUGCCUAACAAGGUGUUGAUGGUUAUGUUGAUGGCACAA
Molecule: messenger RNA, 772 nt
Organism: Aphanomyces astaci
Lineage: Eukaryota; Oomycota; Saprolegniomycetes; Saprolegniales; Verrucalvaceae
Exons: 1
Coding region: 47-724 (225 amino acids)
Source: RefSeq, a predicted model, not a curated record